This is a messenger RNA of Oldenlandia corymbosa var. corymbosa, 1668 nucleotides long. The record is from the annotation of a GenBank genome assembly. Lineage: Eukaryota; Viridiplantae; Streptophyta; Magnoliopsida; Gentianales; Rubiaceae.
AUGGCUCAGGCUAGGAGGAUAAAUUCCGUCAAAGAAUUGAACGGAAGUACCGGAUGUGGAUGGCUGAUUAACGUCAAGUUGUGCAAGUUGUGGGAUCACCAUCUUUUUAAAAAUUGGAACAGAGUUGAGAGCCUGAAAUGCUUCUUAUGGAUUCAAAUAAUCACUUGUACUGCUGGAUUUGAUGAAAAUGCGAAGAUUGAUGUGCUUCAGCCUCACCCAAAAUCAGGAACAAUUGAUGAUGUCAUUACAUGGCAUAAAAUCACCAUUGAAGAGUUGUCGACUAUAACUACACCAAGGUCAAACUAUGCACUUAUUGCCACUAUUGAGGCUCUUGAUCCGGAUUUUGGAUGGUAUUAUAUUGGUUGCCGCAAAUGUCACAAAUUUGUAAAGGAAGAGGCUGUUCCAAUUGAUGUGGUAGAAAUUGAAGGCAAAACAUCGUCUAAGAAGUCGAGGUCACAAAUUCCUUCAAAGACAGUGUUUCGUUGUGAGACCGAAGGCUGUCCUAAACCAAUAACCACAGCAAGUCCGAGAUACAAAAUGAGACUUGAUGUUGAAGAUGGGACAUCGGGAUCUUGCACUUUUGUGAUGUUUGAUGAUUGUAUUCGUCUUCUAAUGAAUAAAUCAUGCGAACAAAUCAGAGAAACUAUUCCACCGGGUACCCCCAACAAUCAAAUACCGGAGGAACUUUACCAACUUGUGGGGAGGCUCAUAUUCAAAUUUGAGGCGACUGAUUAUGUCAUAGAAACGGGGUCGACGGUUUACAAAUGCACAAAAAUUAUUGAGGAUCCCAUACUUAUUAAAAAAUUUGAGAAUGUUGUUUGUCCUGUAGAGAUUGAAGAUGAUAACAGUAUCACCAAUCUAGAUACAUCUGAUGUGACUAUUUCGCAGUAUGUUUCCUCAAACAUCCCCAAGGUGACUGGUUCAAGCUCUGUUGGAACUGGAUAUGAUCAAGACGAUGAACCUAUCACUCCUGUUAGUUCUAUUCAAAAGCGGAAAGUUGUUGAGAUUGACGUCGACGAUCAAGAACAUCAGGCUUCAACUAAUAAAAAGCAUCUUCUCACGUCUAAGUUGCGCGAUUGCUUCAGCGGAUAUGUCCCCAAAAAAAUUAAACUGGUUACUCCAGUAGGCAAAUUUGAAGUAUUAACUUCCGAAGCUGCAAAUGGUGAGAUUGUUAUGUUUGGGAAUAACCUCUUAAAAUUUGCAAAUGAAGUUCAAAUCGGUCCAUGGUGUCGGGUUCAUUUUUAUUAUAAUGGAACUGAUAACAUCAUAUGCAUGCCUUUUGGAUAUGAUGGGACUCAAUCUGUUCCGUACAAGCCAUACACUCCUUUUGGAGUUCAAUGCAUAUUCAAAUUGAAACCUCAUACUGCUGAUUACUUCACUGUUGUGCCUGCUGAAUUCAUCAAUGUACUUACAAUGCCUAAUACAUCGGUUGUGACUGUUGAAUUUGGAGAAGAAGAAUAUAAUUUUGAAUGGUUUACCAAUGAGCAUGGUUCUGGUUUCAGUGGUGUCAUGUGGCUUAUUUUUAUAAUUGGUCAUCAUUUCACUUUGAAGAAUACAUUUCUGCUUGCCUAUAAGUACGAGACCACGUUUGUGCUGGAUGUUUUUUAUGAAAAUAACUUUGAUGUCUAUGCUCCUGGCCGUCCAUGGAAUUCGUCCUCAUCUUCUUAA